Molecule: messenger RNA, 2637 nt
Organism: Lolium rigidum
Lineage: Eukaryota; Viridiplantae; Streptophyta; Magnoliopsida; Poales; Poaceae
Product: receptor-like protein kinase ANXUR1
Exons: 1
Coding region: 1-2637 (878 amino acids)
Biological process (GO): protein autophosphorylation
Cellular component (GO): plasma membrane; plasmodesma
Molecular function (GO): ATP binding; transmembrane receptor protein tyrosine kinase activity
Source: RefSeq, a predicted model, not a curated record
AUGGCGGCCCCCCGAGGUGUCCUGCUCGCUGUCCUCUUGACGGUCAGGAUGGUGGUAUUCUCUGAGGCGAAGACGUAUGUGCCAACGGAAUCCAUAGUCGUCAACUGUGGGUCAGACAAGGACGGGCAGGACGCCGAGGGGAGGAAAUGGGUCAGUGACAAGGACAGCAAGUGGCUCGCCGACGGGGGCAAGGCGUCCAUCAUGGCGACCGCGGACGUCCCGGACCCGUCGCUGCCGUCGCCGGUGCCGUACAUGUCGGCGCGGGUGUUCACGAAAGAGACGGCCUACACAUUCCCCGUCGGGGAGACGGACCGGCACUGGGUGAGGCUCCACUUCUACCCGGCAGCUUACCACGGCCUCCCCGUGGAGCAGUUCUUCUUCUCCGUGUCUACCUCCACCGGAAUCACGCUCGUCCGUAACUUAAGCGUCUACAUCACCGCCAAGGCCCUCAGCCAGGCGUACAUCGUCAGGGAGUUCACGCUGCCGCCUAUAGCAAGCGGCUCGCUGUCGCUGACCUUCACUCCGACGGCCAUGAAGAACGCGUCCUACGCCUUCGUCAACGGCAUCGAGAUCGUGUCCAUGCCCAACAUCUUCACCGACCAAGCUCCAUUGGUGGGCAUGGAUAGCCAGUCCGUGGACGCUAGUGCCGGCAGCAUGCAGACCAUGUACAGGCUCAACGUGGGCGGGGCGUACGUCGCGGCCACGAACGACUCCGGGCUGUCCCGGGAGUGGUUUGACGACACGCCCUACGUCUACGGUUCCGCUACGGGUGUCACCUUCGAGGCGAACGACACGUUGCCGAUCAAGUACCAAAGCCCUGAAGCAGAGUAUGCCGCGCCCGUAAGCGUCUACGACACUGUCAGAAAGAUGAGCGCUGACAGUACGAUGAACAAGAACAACAACCUGACAUGGAUCUUCGAGGUGGACGCCAACUUCACCUACCUCGUUAGGCUCCACUUCUGCGCGCUGACUACCGACAAGGUGAAUCAGGUCGUAUUCAACAUUUUCAUCAACAAUAAAACAGCCACGACCCCCAUGAUUAGCGGCGACAGCGGCGCCGCCGAUGUCAUGGCAUGGGCGGGGGGCAAAGGCGUGCCGGUGUUCAAAGACUACGCGAUAUACAUGCCCGACACCGCAGGCGAGAAGCUGAUGUGGAUCGCGCUGAAACCUUUUACCGGAGGCACUGCAGAGUUCAAUGACGCCAGUCUCAAUGGCCUGGAGAUCUUCAAGAUGAGCGACAGCUCCGGCAACCUUGCUGGGCCAAACCCCGACCCGUCCAAGAUGCUCCUGGAGGCGGAGCUGGAUGGCCCGGCGGGGCACUUCAAGGAGAAGCCGAGCAACAUAGGGGCUCUUAUCGGUGGAGCCGCGGGUGGCGCCGCCGCUUUCGGGAUCGUCGCUGCCAUCUGCUUUGUGGCAUAUCAAACCAAGAAGAACAAGGGACUGAGUAGCAGCCCGUCGCACUCGUCCGGAUGGCUGCCUGUGUACGGAGGAAACUCGCAGACGAACGCCAGCAAGUCGUCAGGCGGCAAGAGCGUGGCGCUGGACCCCAACAUCACCGCCAUGUGCCGGCACUUCUCCUUCAAGGAGAUCAAGACAGCCACCAAGAACUUCGACGAGUCUCUGGUCAUCGGCGUGGGCGGCUUCGGCAAGGUGUACAAGGGCGUGGUGGACGGCGACUGCAAAGUGGCCAUCAAGCGGAGCAACCCGUCGUCGGAGCAGGGCGUGCUGGAGUUCCAGACAGAGAUCGAGAUGCUCUCCAAGCUCAGGCACAAGCACCUUGUCUCGCUCAUCGGCUGCUGCGAGGACGACGGCGAGAUGAUCCUCGUCUACGACUACAUGGCGCACGGGACGCUGCGCGAGCACCUCUACAAGAGUGGCAAGCCGCCCUUGCUGUGGAAGCAGCGUCUCGAGAUCGUCAUCGGUGCCGCGCGAGGGCUCCACUACCUCCACACUGGCGCCAAGUACACCAUCAUCCAUCGCGACGUCAAGACAACCAACAUCCUCGUCGAUGAGAAAUGGGUCGCCAAGGUCUCCGACUUCGGUCUCUCCAAGACCGGCCCCAUGACCAACAACCAGACGCACGUCAGCACAAUGGUUAAGGGUAGCUUCGGCUACCUCGACCCGGAGUACUUCCGGCGGCAGCAGCUCACGGAGAAGUCUGACGUCUACUCCUUCGGUGUGGUGCUCUUCGAGGUGCUCUGCGCGCGGCCAGCGCUGAACCCGAGCUUGCCGAGGGAGCAGGUCAGCCUCGCUGACCACGCCUUGAGUUGCCAAAGGAAAGGAACACUGGAAGACAUCGUCGAUCCGCUGUUAAAGGGCAAGGUCGCGCCGGACUGCAUGAAGAAGUUUGCGGAGACGGCGGAGAAGUGCCUUGCCGACCAUGGCGUGGACAGGCCAUCCAUGGGCGAUGUGCUGUGGAACCUCGAGUUCGCGCUGCAGAUGCAAGACACCUUCGAGAACGGGGGAAAGCCAGAGGGAGAAGACGGUUUUGAAAGCACUAGCUUAGCCCCUCCCUCCAUGGCGGAGAGCUUGGCCGCCAACGCGGCGGCGCUCUCACUGAUCAGCGAGGACAUGGACGAGGAGGACAUCGCCAACAGUGUGGUGUUCUCGCAACUUGCCCACCCAACCGGCCGAUGA